This is a messenger RNA of Rhinocladiella mackenziei CBS 650.93, 420 nucleotides long. RefSeq lists its product as uncharacterized. Lineage: Eukaryota; Fungi; Ascomycota; Eurotiomycetes; Chaetothyriales; Herpotrichiellaceae. The record is from RefSeq and is a predicted model, not a curated record. The transcript has a single exon. Gene Ontology annotation, biological process: Mo-molybdopterin cofactor biosynthetic process. Bases 1 to 420 code for a protein of 139 amino acids.
AUGUCCGCGACCACGACCAUAUCCUCCCGAUUUGGGCCCUCCCAAGAAGAAGAUAAAAGGCAGGAGACAAUGCCAUCCACCACUUCAACCUCGAAUGCAGAAUCUAAGGCGGGAACAUUUACACUUCUCCUCUUUGCCUCGGCCUCCACAUAUACUUCGACAGAGACCCUUAUGCUGCCUGCGCCGAGCACAUUACGUUCUGUGUUCAAGAUGCUUGAGGCCCGAUUUCCGGGAUUCACGGAGAAGAUCUUGAAAAGUUCCGCCGUUACGGUGAAUUUGGAGUAUGUGGAUCUCGACUUCGAUUUCGAAACGGAGGGAAAGGAAGAGGAAAAUCGGGAGGAAGGAAAAGGGGAUGGAUGGGACAUGCUGAUUCAAACGGGCGAUGAGGUCGGGGUUAUUCCACCUGUUAGUAGUGGGUGA